This is a messenger RNA of Nerophis lumbriciformis (worm pipefish), 1440 nucleotides long. NCBI's taxonomy places the organism in Eukaryota, Metazoa, Chordata, Actinopteri, Syngnathiformes, Syngnathidae. The record is from RefSeq and is a predicted model, not a curated record.
AUGGCCGCCGAGUUGUUUCCCGCCAAGAAGCUUCUUCCGUCCGCCUCUGAGCAGCAGCAAGAAGAGCAGCAGCAGGAGCAGCAGCACAACCCACAGUACCAACAAGAGCAUCACCAGCAGAACCUGAGCAACAACAACGGCACCUCCAGGCAGGCCGGCUGUACCUGGCAGGGCUUGUACCCCACCAUACGGGAGAGGAACUCAGUCAUGUUUAACAAUGACAUGAUGGCAGAUGUCUACUUUGUGGUGGGACCGCCAGGUGGGACGCAGCGGGUUCCGGGCCACAAGUAUGUCCUGGCGGUGGGCAGCUCGGUUUUCCACGCCAUGUUCUAUGGCGAGCUGGCUGAGGAUCAAGACGAGAUUCGCAUCCCUGACGUGGAGCCGCCGUCCUUCCUCGCUAUGCUCAAGUACAUCUACUGCGAUGAGAUUGAGCUGUGCGCCGACACAGUUUUGGCUACGCUGUACGCCGCUAAGAAGUACAUAGUGCCGCACCUGGCGCGCGCUUGCGUAAACUUCCUGGAGACGAGCCUGAGCGCCAAGAAUGCCUGCGUGCUGCUGUCUCAGAGCUGCCUGUUCGAGGAGCCCGACCUGACGCAACGCUGCUGGGAAGUGAUCGACGCUCAAGCCGAGCUGGCCCUGCGCUCUGAGGGCUUCUGCGACAUCGACGCGCACACGCUGGAGAGCAUCCUGCGCCGCGAGACGCUCAACGCCAAGGAGAUGGUGGUGUUCGAGGCGGCUCUGAGCUGGGCCGAGGCCGAGUGUCAACGUCGGGAUCUGAGGCCCACCAUCGAGAAUAAGCGGCUGGUGCUUGGAAAGGCCAUAUACUUGAUCCGCAUCCCCGCCAUGGCUCUUGAGGACUUCGCUAACGGUGCAGCGCAGUCCGGCGUGCUGACGCUAAACGAGACCAACGACAUCUUCCUGUGGUAUACGGCGGCCAACAAGCCUGAGCUGCUGUUUUGCAGCAAGCCUCGACAAGGCCUGGCGCCGCAGCGCUGCCACCGCUUCCAGUCGUGCGCCUACCGCAGCAACCAGUGGCGCUACCGCGGACGCUGUGACAGUAUACAGUUCGCCGUGGACAAGCGCGUCUUCGUGGCCGGCUUCGGCCUCUACGGCUCCAGCUGCGGAUCGGCCGAAUACGGGGCCAAAAUGGAGCUGAAGCGUCAGGGCGCGCCGGUGGCGCAGCGCGUCAUCAAGUACUUCUCGGACGGCUCCAGCUCCACUUUCGCCGUGUGGUUCGAGCACCCGGUCCAGAUCGAGCCCGACGCCUUCUACACAGCCAGCGUGGUCUUGGACGGAAAUGAGCUCAGCUACUUCGGACAGGAGGGCAUGACUGAGGUGCAGUGCGGUAAGGUCACUUUCCAGUUCCAGUGCUCCUCAGACAGCACUAACGGAACUGGCGUGCAAGGCGGUCAGAUACCAGAACUCAUCUUCUACGCUUGA